Messenger RNA from Phyllotreta striolata, 411 nucleotides. The record is from the annotation of a GenBank genome assembly. Lineage: Eukaryota; Metazoa; Arthropoda; Insecta; Coleoptera; Chrysomelidae.
AUGAUAGGCAAGAGGGAGAUCGUUGGGUACGGCUGGAACGGCCAGCCGGGCUACGCCGACAUGGCCGAUUUCCCGUUCCCGUCGAUCCGCUGGAAGGAGCCCAACUGCGAGAUCGCGGAGCUGCGCGAGAAGGAGAAGAAGGACUGGCGCGAGAUGAGCGUGUGCGAGAAGCGCGAGCUGUACCGGUUCUCGUUCUGCCAGACGUACGCCGAGUUCUUGGCGCCCACCGGCGAGUGGAAGUCGGUGAUUGGGUACGGUUUGAUGCUGAUAUCCGUCGGCUGUUGGCUGUUCUACUUCCUGAAAUACAUGGUGCAGCCGCCGUUGCCGGACAGCUUCCGCGACGAGUGCCGCGAGGCCCAGUUCAGGAGGAUGCUGGACAUUCGGGCGAAUCCCAUAUACGGCGUUUCUUAA